Molecule: messenger RNA, 2036 nt
Organism: Spirodela intermedia
Lineage: Eukaryota; Viridiplantae; Streptophyta; Magnoliopsida; Alismatales; Araceae
Source: the annotation of a GenBank genome assembly
AUGGGAGGAGGGUUCUUGGAGAAGCAUACACCGACCUUGGCAAUGGCGGCGUUGCAGUUCAUCUACGCAGGGGUCAACCUCCUCGGGAAGGCUGCUCUCUCUCAAGGAAUGAGCCCUUUGGUUUACCUGUCCUACAGGCAGGGGAUCGCAACCCUUUCAUUGGCUCCCGUUGCAUAUCUCUCUCAAGGGUAUGUCCAGACUCUCUCUCUCUCUCUCUCUGUCUGUGUCUCUUUCUGUUUUGCUAAUCUCUGGCUUCUCAUGAAGAACAGGAGACAGGCCGCUCUGAAAAGGGAAAACUUCUGGUUGAUCUUUCUGGCGGCGCUGUUUGGGUAAAUCUUUCGAACGAGCAUUCUAGAGCACUUGGGCUCCUCCACUGUUCUUCAUGAUGUUGACAUGAUCUACAGCAUCACCCUCAACCAGGGCCUCUACUUCUUCGGACUACGGUUGGGAUCCGCCUCCAUGGCGACGGCCCUGUCGAACCUUGUCCCUGCUGUCACGUUUCUCAUGGCAGCCCCUCUCGGGUAACACCUCCCGAUCUCCCUUACCCUUCUCUCUCUCUCUCUCUCUCUCUCUCUCUCUCUAUCGUUUCAGUGGAUUUAUGGGGAUCGCAAGUCCAUGGAAGAAGACAAUGGAAACAAUUAUAUAGAGAGUUUACUCGCACAGUCACGUAAGACGGAGAGAAACUAAGCGUCUUUCUCUACCUCGAUCUCUCACAUUAACCUUGAGCAGGUUAGAGAAAGCGGGCCUACGAAGUUCUAGAGGCAUAGCCAAGAUAGCUGGAACUGGGGUCUGCGUCAUCGGUGCCGCCACCAUGGCCUUCCUCAGGGGCCCUAAGCUCCUCCUUGCAGGCUCGAAGACCACGGCAACCUCCAUCUUCCAGUCGGCGGGGAAGGACUGGUAUCUGGGCUGCCUCUUCCUCCUCGGCAGUAUCUGCUGCUGGUCCAUCUGGCUCAUCCUGCAGGUACUCACGGUGGCUCUCCGUCAGCGCCCACCUGCCCACUAUGGUAAUCUGAGCUCCCCCCUGCCCACUUCUAUCCAGGUGUUCAUCAGCAGGACCUGCUUCCAUCCACUACCCUGGUCAGCGUGGAUAUGUUUCUUCGCCUUCUUGCAGUCGGUCGCCCUCACCUUCAUCUUCGAGCCCGACCUAAGGGCAUGGAGAUUGGGUUCCACGAUAGAGAUCAUCUGCUGCAUCUACGCGGUAAGUCACAAUAACUCCAUCUCGAUUAGAACUGUUGGACCUAAUCCAAGCUGGCCUUUGACCUCUAUUUUGUGGUCGAUUAAAUGACGUCACAGCUUAUAGUCAGCUCUUGACUAUUAUGCUAAAAUCUUGACACAUGUUCAUCGUAAGUCCAAUCGCGUGAUUUUACAAAAGAGUUUAGCUCAUCCAUUUUACCGUUGACUUUGAGUCGGAUAUUAUUCGAUGGGAGACUGUUUUAGCAUGGCCUCCACGUACAAGCUAACUGCGAUCAAUUAUUUCCCUUGCUAAUACGGUGCAACAUUCUACGGCCACCGGGUUUGACUCAUUAGCCCACCAAUUUCAAGCCGAACUCACUUGAAUAUUUUCAUUCAAAGAAAGUCAACUGUGUUGUAGGGAGUCUUGGGCUCCGGAGUGACCAUGUUUGUGCAAUCUUGGUGCAUUUCAAGAAGAGGGGCACUCUUCUCGGCAAUGUUCUCACCCUUUUGCAUGGUCAUCACCACCAUCUUGUCCUCACUCUUCCUCCAUGAGGAGCUCCACUUGGGAAGGUACGUCCACUCAUCAACGCUGUAGCCACCCUGCAAACAGUUAGAGAUGGUGCUUCGCUCUAAAACACUUCCCUCUUACCAGUCUGGUCAGCUCCGUUGUUGUCGUGGCCGGGCUCUAUCUUGUGCUCUGGGGUAAAGCUGAAGAGUACAGCACCAGGAAGGAAGAGAGCCUGCAAGAAGAUGAGCACAGAGUGCAACACUCGGCGGCCGCUGAUGAGGGGAGGAAGACGGGCUUGGAGGAGCCACUGCUGGUUGAUGGAGUGCACCAUGAUAUCGAGAAGAGAGCUAACUGA